UCAUCUGGACUGGAAACUUGUGUGGUAAAAGUGAAGUGAACACGCCUGUGCGUUACUGCGGUCAAAUCUGCUCAAAACAUGUUUGUUUUGUGCAAAAGGGAAGGAAGUGCUCACAGCCCAGAUAAGCUCAGAAGAAGAAGAAGUCCAGCUUUUAGAUAUUGAAAUGAUACUGCACUUCUGUUUCUCAAAGCUUCUUGGUUUCUUUUUGUACACGUUCAAGUUUGAGAAGAAAUUUCCACAAGGAGAUUAACAGAGCGUCGGUUUCUUGGACGUGAGGAUGGAACAGACUUUGCUCUGCGUGCUGGGAUUAUUCUCACUGAAUCUUCUCUUGUACUGUGGACAAGCUCAAGUUGUUCUGACUGUUGAACCAAACUGGUCAGUAUUUUUCCUUGGAGAGUCUGUCACCCUCAUAUGUGACGGGAAGGAAGGACAAGAGACAGACUGGUGGUAUUUAUUCAACAGAGACGGUCAACAUCUAACCGAGUACAGUUCAAAUAAGAAAAUUCAGACAUACAUACGAACAGGACACUACUCUUGCACUUGUAAUCAGGAGGAAAGUAAUAAGGUUCAUCUAACACUUUCAGUGUACACACCUAAGGCAGUGAUUUUGGAAGGCAACAGUUCAACAGUGGGCGCUGUGAUGUUGACCUGCUCUGUGAGCCCAUCAACACCUGGCUGGGAAUAUUCCUGGUACAGUGGCACAAACGCCCAACGUCUGACUGCAGGGGGCGCCAUUUUCCACUCGAAUGACAGAAUCAGUGUCUCACAGGAAGGACUUUACUGGUGCGUAGGAGGACGAGGAACUCCACGUUACUACACCAAGCAGAGUGACACAUUUGUUGCCAUCACACCUGUUGUGAAGCUGAACCACAACUGGCCUGAGGUUUUCUACAGAGAGAAGACCAGGCUCACGUGUGAGAUGAAGGGUGGUGAAAACGUCAUGUGGGAGUAUGAGUGGAUGAAACAGCAAGUUGUUCUUCCAGAAAACAAAAAGGAACAUGUAGUUGUCCAUGCUACAACAUCAGACUACAUGUGUAGGGCCAGAAGUAUAUAUGGCCAAACACGGUGGAGUAAAGCUUUCACACUGACAGUAAUUGAUUUACCUAAACUCUCUGUGUCGUCAUUGUGGCCAAAUCACGGAGCGUCAGUUAAUCUGAACUGUGCUGCUGAACAUCCAUCUGCAGGCUGGAGGUUCUACUGGUACAAGCUUAUUCCUAACAUAGCCCGAGAAUACAUAUACGACUAUGAGCUGCUCCCUGGAAGCACAAACGGGACCACAAAGGAUUCCUAUGUCGUCUAUAAUCACACAAAUACAGCAGGGUAUACAUGCAGAGCAGGAAGAGGAGACCCAGUGCAUUACACGUCUUACAGUAAUCCCAAGUUUGUCUGGUCCAGAGAGUUUCAGUCACCACCGUCUCUCAGAGUGAGUCCUGACAAAGUUCAACACUUCAGGUCAGACUCUGUGUCACUGACCUGUGAGGGAAACUCGUCCACACAGUGGACAGUGGUGAAGUUUCGUCAAGACGGUUUUAUGAGUCAGCGAUGCUCCGGCUUUGGGACACUGACUGGAUCAACAUGCAUCACUGAGUUAAAUGAUCAACAUGCAGUGUACUGGUGCGAGUCUAAGUCAGGACAAUUCAGUAGCGCUGUCAACAUCAGUACAUCACGCGAAGGUAUUCUACUUGAGAGUCCGGCACAUCCUGUGGCUGAAGGAGCAGCUGUUACUCUUCGCUGCAAGCUGAAGACGGGGAACUUUGUUGCUGAUGUUUUCUUCUAUAAAAACGACAAAGUCGUCCAAAAUGACACGAGAUGGGAGCUGACGAUCCCUGCGGUGUCAGAGUCACAUGAAGGCUUUUACAGAUGUGAAGGAAAAUAUUCUCAGCAGACUCUGACUUCACCACAGAGUUGGAUUUCAGUUAAAUCUUUGUCCAAACCAGAACACUCUCCAGGUCAUAUGCCUCUGAUUGUUGGAUUGGUUUGUGGAGUUUUAGUAAUAAUUCCUCUGCUGCUGCUGCUGCUGCUGGUCUUUUGCUACAGAAUGUCUAAAGAAACUAAAGAAACCCAAAGCAGCGAAUAUGCAUCUCCUCUCCACGGUGAUGCUAGUCACUAUGAAACAGUCAAACACCGUGAGGACACAGAAGAUGAAAAUAAAGAAACCCAGAGCAGCGAAUAUGCAUCUCCUCAACAUGAUGAUGCUUGUCACUAUGAAACAGUGAAACCGCGUGUGGACACAGAAGAUGAUGAAGCCAGGGGUGUUGUAUAUUCUUUGAUUGAGAUUAAAAAACGCCAUGAAAUCAAUGGAGAGAAAAGUAAACCAGACAAAGGGUGUGUUUACUCGGAUUUGAAGAUACGAUCAGAUGCAGAUGAUGAUCAGAUGUACGCCCAAGUGCAGUCAUGCAGUAAAGACAAAAAAAACAACAAAAGAAAAUCAACUCCUGCUGUGGCCGAGGAAACUGUAUAUUCUGAAAUUAACCCUGGAAAAUCUAGUGAUCAGUAAUCAACCCAAGCACUGGAACAGAAGAAGUUCUCUUUUGCACCGUUACUAUUGGAAAUGCGCAAAAGAGACAAAAAUAGUACAUUAUACAGGAGUUUAGCAUGCGUCCGCAUGCAGAAGGAACAUUUGAAAUACUGAAAUUACAUACAUAUCACAUACUGAACCUAAGCAUGAAUAAGUAUAAGUAUUCAUAAGUCAGUCUGACUUUAAGGAGUUAACGUCAAACUUGAAAAGGAAAUGCACCGACAAGUGAUAACUGAGUCAGGAUUUAUGUUUCUCCACUCUAUAGUUUUUGGGUAAAAAUAGCUACAAUAGUAAUAAAGACCAAAGGUAAAUCGAGAAAAACUCUCUUCUCUUGUCAUGUGCACAUAGUCUGUGUUUUACGAUAAUUCAAAUAUUAGAGGCACGAUACGAUACUCGAUACCAAUGACAUCACGAUACAACGAUUCUGGGAUAAUCAAUAUGUUGCAAGACAAUCUUGUAGAGAUACGUCACGAUAUCUGUCUAAGUGACGGAAACAAAAAGUUUAACAUGAACAGUUAAAAGUGCAGAGUUUGGUACGUGAUGAACGUGGAUGAAACUCCCUCUUCUUUGGGCCACGUAAGUCCCACAUUAAUUUGACCCACCCCUACUGUGCACAUUAGAAACAUGAGAAAGAACAUAUUUUUAAUCCUUUGAGAAAUGGUUCUCAAACUGUGGUACGCAAACCUCCUCUGGUGGUAAAUUCGUAAACACUGUUCUACAUUACAUGACUGUAGCCAUUUACGUAUAUGCAACAUGUCUGCACGACAAUAGCUAAAAACAAUGAGACUUAUGUUACAGGUUUUACACCAAAAUGUAUCUAACACCCUUUAAAUACAUGGAAAUCCAUAUUUCUUUUCAAUUUAAUGGACUGUUUUAUUUUAGUUGUAUUAACUUCUGGGGCAUCAGAGUGAGGAAGGAAUUAUUUGGUACUAUUACAUAGCUGGUGUGUUGUUUUAUUUAUUUCUAUCAUUUUAUUGUGUCUGUUUGUCACUAAAAGCCUCUCACAUUACAGUUCCGGUACUUGUUGGUGUCACUACUGUCUAAAUAUGUCCGUCACAGCAACACGUCUCUGUGUGCCUUGGCUGCAAAAAGGAAAUGAGAAGUCAAGUUCUGUCUUUUCUUGGAGACACGGCCGUUAACAAAGUUUUGUUUUAUCUUCUACUCUGUUGUGUGGGCUCCUCAAAUACAAAAAAAGGAUUCAAGUCUUUAACAAAAUCAGAUUUUCUUUAAACAUAUUUUCCAUGAACUAUGUACAUAUAGACAUAAUAAACAAAUAAACAGCUCAUGCGCCACUAGGCAGUUUUCAAUGCCUUUAUUAGAUUUUUGGUGAAGUUCCACGGAGAGCAGUGAGUCAUCAGCAUAGGGAUUGAUUCCCCGAAUGGCAAAUGUAUACAAUUGCAUUCAUGUUGAAGCAGCAACAGCGCAACACAAUCACAUAGCUUUUUAGCAAAUAUUUCUCUCAUUCUACCUGUUUUUUAACAUUGCAUGAAUAAUAGCUGUUUUUUUAUUUCUAUAUUUUUUAUUGAUACAAAUUGUAACUUUUUACAAUAUAAUAUUACUGUUAUGUCCCUGGCCUAGGGAAACCAGGGGUUACCUAUGUGUGUGUGUGUGUGUGUGUCUUCCAGCUCCUCUUUCCAAAUAAA
Solea solea (common sole) is the source of this 4161-nucleotide messenger RNA. RefSeq lists its product as uncharacterized. Bases 278 to 2497 code for a protein of 739 amino acids. NCBI's taxonomy places the organism in Eukaryota, Metazoa, Chordata, Actinopteri, Pleuronectiformes, Soleidae. The transcript is spliced from 18 exons. Gene Ontology annotation, molecular function: transmembrane signaling receptor activity. The record is from RefSeq and is a predicted model, not a curated record. Gene Ontology annotation, biological process: cell surface receptor signaling pathway.